Aspergillus terreus NIH2624 is the source of this 498-nucleotide messenger RNA. RefSeq names its product peroxiredoxin family protein. The coding region runs from base 1 to 498 and encodes 165 amino acids. Lineage: Eukaryota; Fungi; Ascomycota; Eurotiomycetes; Eurotiales; Aspergillaceae. The record is from RefSeq and is a predicted model, not a curated record. Gene Ontology annotation, cellular component: cytoplasm; peroxisome; mitochondrion. Gene Ontology annotation, biological process: hydrogen peroxide catabolic process; cell redox homeostasis; cellular response to oxidative stress. Gene Ontology annotation, molecular function: thioredoxin peroxidase activity. The transcript has 3 exons.
AUGGCCCUCAAACCCGGUGAUCAGUUCCCCGAGAACGUCGUCUUCCAGUACAUCCCCUGGACCGAGGAAAAAGGCGAAAUCACCGCCUGUGGCAUUCCCAUCAACUACGAGGCCUCUAAGGAAUGGGCCGAUAAGAAGGUCGUCCUCUUCUCGGUGCCUGGCGCCUUCACCCCCACCUGCUCGGUCAACCACAUGCCCGGAUAUAUCAAGAACCUGCCGCAAUUGAAGGAAAAGGGCGUCCAGGUCGUCGCCGUCGUCGCCUCCAACGACCCCUUCGUGAUGAGCGCGUGGGCCAAGGCCAACGGCGUCAAGGACGAGAUCUUGUUCCUGUCGGACCCGGAGGCGCGCUUCUCCAGCAGCCUCGGCUGGGCGAACGGUGGUCGCACCGGUCGCUACGCCGUGGUGAUUGACCAUGGCAAGGUGACUUAUGCGCAGAUUGAGACCAAGAAGGGGGCUGUCGAGGUGUCUUCGGCGGAGACGGUGUUGGCGCAUCUGUAA